GGAGCUGAAAACGAAGGUUCCGCCUCGUCUCUCGUCCCAUUCACUCCUCUUUCUCCUCCCCGCAGCCGUUCCCCUCCCUCGCUUUCUCUUCUCCUAGGGCUGAUGUGUACAUCCCGUUGGGCCAUGCACGGGCCCGGUGCCGGGUGGUGUCGGUGGGCACCGAUUAGAUGAAAUUGUUCGUGUGCUGGGUGCUCACCUCCGUGGUCUGCCUGGCCGUGCUGAGGAAGAUGUGGAGCAGCCGGUAUCUGAGGAGUCACCUGAGCAGAUCUUUGUACAUGAACAUGAUGAACCACAACCAGGCCCUGUACUGGGAAGGGAACCACCAGUGGUAUUUAUGUGACACAGAAAAGUUAAGUGAAGAUUUACGGCCUAUGUUUGUCCAAAGUUACCUCGAUCACGGAACGCAAACAUUUUUAAACAGGAGUAUUGAGAAAUCUGGCUGGCUGUCGAUACAGCUUUACCACUCCUUCAUGUCUUCAGUCUUUAGCAUGUUUAUGUCCAGGACGUCCAUCAAUGGGCUACUUGGACGAGGCUCCAUGUUUGUAUUCUCCCCAGAACAAUUCCAGAGACUUCUUAAAAUCGGACCAGAUUGGAAGUCACACCGACUGCUGGAUCUUGGUGCAGGAGAUGGGGAGGUCACAAGAGUAAUGAGUCCCCACUUUGAAGAGAUCUACGUUACAGAAAUGUCCCAGACAAUGAUAUGGCAACUCCAGAAAAAGAAAUACAGAGUACUUAAUAUCGAUGAAUGGCAAAAUACAGGGUUCCAGUAUGAUGUCAUUAGCUGCUUAAACCUCCUUGAUCGCUGCCAUCAACCUGUUACCUUGCUGAAGGAGAUGAGGAGGGUCCUGGAGCCAACUAGGGGUCGAGUUAUCCUUGCGCUGGUCCUGCCGUUCCACCCUUAUGUAGAAAAUGGUGGUAAGUGGGAAAAGCCAUCCGAAGCCAUGGAAGUGAACGGAACAGUUUGGGAAGAACAAGUUAACAGCCUCGCUGAAGUCUUCCAAAACACAGGCUUUGUUGUGGAGGCAGUCACCAGACUCCCCUAUUUAUGUGAAGGAGACAUGUACAAUGACUACUAUGUAUUGGAUGAUGCGGUGUUUGUUCUUCGACCGGUGUAGACAUCUCCUGCCCUGUUACAAGAAAUGAAAUGAGCAUCAAACGAUCCUAUUGGAUCUCUGGAACACAAUACAUGGUGGAUGUAGGCAAAUUAAAAAUUCUUCAAGGCCAAAAUCUUGUUGUAUUACCCGAAGAACCUUGUUUAUAGACACAUAUAUAUAUAUAUAUAUAUAUAUAUAUAUAUAUAUAUAUAUGUGAAUGUGUGUGUUUGUAUAUGUACAGAACCUUCAACGGAAUACUUUUUAUAACCAAUUCAACAAUGCUACCUUACCAGCAAAAGUGGACCUGUUUUUUAAGUGACUUAACUUCCGUUUGCUGCCAAACAGUUAUAAUUGAUGUACAGCAUUUCGUGCAAGUACUUAAUAUGUUUUUCCUUUGUUGUUUUUACUCUUUUUUUUUUUUUUUUUUUUUUUUUUUUGACUAUUGUAACCUGUAACGGAAUGACUGUGAACUGUAAAGAAUUUUUCAUGCGAGACUAUGGGUUGAUUUGCCAUUCUAAAGCACAUGUUUUUUUAGCCAUUUAACCAUGCCAAUAAAAUCUUUCAAGAUCA
Messenger RNA from Pelobates fuscus (common spadefoot toad), 1664 nucleotides. RefSeq names its product methyltransferase 9, His-X-His N1(pi)-histidine (gene METTL9). Gene Ontology annotation, molecular function: protein-L-histidine N-pros-methyltransferase activity. The record is from RefSeq and is a predicted model, not a curated record. The transcript has 5 exons. Bases 168 to 1115 code for a protein of 315 amino acids. NCBI's taxonomy places the organism in Eukaryota, Metazoa, Chordata, Amphibia, Anura, Pelobatidae.